AGCGCGUUUUUUGUUUUAAUUGCCUGCUGUGGAGCGCGAAGCUUCAGCGACGUGCCACUAAGGCGACUACACCUCGCGAAAACGCCACAGCUAACCCAGCCAUAGGCCCGCUGUUAAACAACUACUGUUGACUUGCUGAUGCGUCUACUUUCCACGACGAGUUCUCUCUAUCUUCACUUUCACAGUCUACUUCAUCCCAAAUCUCGGCGGCGCAUUGUUCUCAAAAUGCCGCCGCAAGAUUUAACACUGCCCAAGCGAAAGCGCGGCAGACCAUCCAACGCGUCCAAGAUAGCAGAAGCCAAUGCCAGGGCGCAGGCCGGCCUACCGCCUCGACCAGCAUCUACAAGAAGAAAGAAGAAGUCUUCCACAUUUAAUACAUCUCAGUAUAUUGCCAGCCGCAGAUCAGCAUUAGAUACAUUUGCCUCUGCCAGUAGAGCUGCAGAGCCGGCCAGACGGCCCGCCGUCGCUGCGGGACGACGAAACAUACCACAACCUACAUCCGGACCUAUCUUUCAGCGCCAAGCUCGAGAUGAUUUCGAUUCCCCAGUCCCUGAGAGACCGCGGCCAGCAACCACCGUCGGUCAUGGAAAUCGCCGAGUUGACCGCGAUGCCGAUUCAGAAGCCGAGGCCGACGACGAUGCCAUGCCGCCCUCGCCUCCCAAAGACUACCCCCACGUUGCCUCUCGUUUCCGACGCGUCCAUGUAUCGAAGAUCAAAAACGAUUGGUCUCCUUUAGCCGAACCGACACGGGUCACGAUCUCCAAGAUCCUUCAGCUCGCUCAUCGUCCGAUUAUACAGCGCCAGGCAAAAAACAACACCCGACGAGCACACACCAUGAACGCUUUGCGCAUUAUCACAGGCCGAAUUGGCAAAAAGAUUUCCCGUGGUCUGCCAUUUCCUCCCGCGUCCAUGACUCCCGUACGUGGACGUGGCUCUGGCGCAGCUGGACGGCCACGCAACACUGUAGACGGCGGUCGCGAAGCUGAGCUCAACUUUGAAAGCGUUUUGGAUGCCAAACGCGCUUUGGAGCGACAGCUUGAUCCGGCUCUUCACGCCAUUGAUCUGUUGGUGCAAGAAAAGGAGCGCCUGCUAGAGCAACUGGAGAUGGAUCGCCAAAAACUAGGAAAUCUCGAGGCUGCAUCAAAAGCACAGGCGCGCGAAAACAGAGAGUUGCUCCGAAGAGCGCAUCCCUUGGCACCAGAUGAACACGCAGAAAAAGGCGAAGAUGGUGAUACCACAGCCUUACCCUCAGAAGAGGCGUCAGUAAUCAACCCGUUUACUCAUCCCGCGAGCAAGAGGGUUGCGCCGUUAAUUCCGGAGCUUGCCAAACACAUGGAAAGCUUGCAGUCAAAUCUCGAGCAGACUAGCGGCCUGAUUCCAGAGAUUGCGCAUAGCAAGGCCGUGUUACAAGACCUGCUUUCUCGAUGUCUCGAUAGCAACACCUAUGAGCGCGUCAUCCUAGGCCCAUAGCAUCAUCGGAUGAAGCAACUACUAGCCAGCUGGCUUUUUUUACUGUAUAAUAACGACAGAGAUGAGAGCGCGGUUGGGGAAAGCGCUAUAUGGCUUGCAAGAGCAAACCAACAUGAUGGAUUACGAUUUAAUGACAGAAUACCCCGUGUAAUAUCCAUAGUUACGUUUUGGAGGCAAUAAAGCACUAGUCUUGAACAAAUGCUGGGCAACUUUCUACGUGCACAAUUAAGAGGACA
Messenger RNA from [Torrubiella] hemipterigena, 1706 nucleotides. The record is from the annotation of a GenBank genome assembly. Lineage: Eukaryota; Fungi; Ascomycota; Sordariomycetes; Hypocreales; Clavicipitaceae.